Messenger RNA from Staurois parvus, 349 nucleotides. NCBI's taxonomy places the organism in Eukaryota, Metazoa, Chordata, Amphibia, Anura, Ranidae. The record is from the annotation of a GenBank genome assembly.
CAAAAAAUUGAACACACCAGCAGUGUGAGGAGACCUGAAAGUGGCACAUGGCAUGGCAGAGUGUGGCGAUGGAGACAGCAGCAAUGGGAGGCCGUACAGGGACCCAUGAGAGACUCUGGACUUCGCAGCAGCAUGAGGAGGCGGUAUAGGGGCCCAUGGCAGAUUAGGGGCCUGGCAGCAGCUAUGGGAGGCCCGUAAUCUGCCAGCACCCUAUGACAAAAAAUGGAACACACCAGCAGUGUGAGGAGACCUGAAAGUGGCACAUGGCAUGAGACACUGUGGACCUGGCAGCAGCAUGAGGAGGCGGUACAGGGGCCCAUGGCAGAUUAGGGGCCUGGCAGCAGCUAUG